AUGAGACAGCUGGAUGAUUCUACAUUUGUAGAAAUGUUAAAAAGAAUCAGAGUAGGAGUGACAACUCAAUCAGACAGAGAUAUACUGUCUAACCGAUUGAUACCUCUGCUCUCGCAUUCCAAUAAAGGAAGGUUAAUGGAAAUAGCACAAUGUUUGAGGGACUUACCAGAAGAUAUUGUUUGUUUACUACCGACUAGAAAUAUGUGUAUGCAGUUAAAUGAUGCAAUGUUAAAAGCGAUUCCGCACCCCGAGAUGAAGUUAGUUGCUAAAGAUUCCUUGGAUUGUUCAAAAUGUAUGAUAACGAAAGCUCGGGCGUGUUUACAAAAAUAUGAAGAUGAUGCGUCGAUGACUGCUGGACUGGAAGAAACUAUAGUUAUUAAAGAGGGAGCUAAAGUAAUGCUUAGGAGAAAUAUUGAUGUUAGUUUAGGUUUAGUGAAUGGAUCGAUAGGCGUUGUACAAAAAGUGAGGUGGGACCCGGAAGACCGAACAAAGCCUAAACAAUUGGUAGUCAAAUUCGCUAAUAAUUUGAUUCACGAAUUAUUGCCUAUUAAGUCAAAAUUUGAGAUCAUACCCCGGGCAUACGUGUACAGAGAACAAUUCCCAAUCUGUGUGGCGUAUGCCCUAACAAGUCACAAGAGCCAAGGUCUAAGUCUAAAAAUGCCCUCAUGGACAUUGGCACCUCCAUAUUCACUUGUGACCAAGCCUACGUGGCGCUUUCACGAGUAA
Parnassius mnemosyne (clouded apollo) is the source of this 726-nucleotide messenger RNA. The record is from the annotation of a GenBank genome assembly. NCBI's taxonomy places the organism in Eukaryota, Metazoa, Arthropoda, Insecta, Lepidoptera, Papilionidae.